CCUCAGCUGAGACAUGUCCUCUGGUGCCGCGAUCUUUUUUUCCCUCUCUCUCUCUUUUUUAUGUUUUCUUCUUGUUUUUCUUUUUAAAUGUGUCAAGUGAAGAGUUCCUCUCUCCCCCUCUCCCUUUCCACUCCACAGAACCGACCUCCAGUUAAUUAAACGCUGGAACUGUUGCUACUUUGCCAGAGGGGAGAGUGAACCUGUGCCUGCAUGUGUGUGUGUGUAAAAUAGAUACAAAAAUGUCAAUGAACAGCAGGAAAAGUUCUGGGAGACCGUCUUACUACUAUCGACUGCUCCGGAGGUCACGACUUCAGAGGCAGCGCAGCAGAUCCCGGAGCCGGAACAGGCCGCUCAGUAGGGGUUAUGUGGCUGCUGGUGCGGAGUUACGGGCAGGAUCUGCAACCAAGGAAGAUGUCACUGAACAGGCACUUCACCCAGUCCAUGGGUGGGAUCUCUCAGUCUGUCCUUUUUGGAUAGUUAAAGAUACGUCUCAGGAACUGUUGAGUGGAACUGCAGAGUCGCCCCCGGAGCGGUGCGGGCAGAGGCGCAGCAUGCCCAGCGGGGGCACGGAGAGGAACCCCCCCAUGGAGCCCGCUGCCACCACGCCCUUCCGGGUCACCGGGUUCCUCAGCCGGCGGCUUAAAGGCUCCAUCAAAAGGACAAAGAGCCAACCGAAGCUCGACAGGAACAGCAGCUUCCGGCACAUUUUACCUGGCUUCAGGAGUGUGGACAAUGAAAGAUCCCAUCUAAUGCCGAGGCUGAAAGAAUCGCGCUCCCACGAGUCCUUGCUCAGUCCCAGUAGUGCUGUUGAGGCUCUGGAUCUCAGUAUGGAGGAAGAAGUGGUCAUCAAGCCAGUCCACAGCAGCAUCUUGGGACAAGACUAUUGCUUUGAGGUGACGACUUCAUCAGGAAGUAAGUGCUUCUCGUGUCGUUCUGCAGCAGAGCGAGAUAAAUGGAUGGAAAACCUGCGGCGUGCCGUGCACCCAAAUAAGGACAACAGCAGAAGGGUAGAGAAUAUGUUAAAGUUAUGGAUUAUUGAAGCCAAGGACCUGCCAGCUAAGAAAAAGUACUUGUGUGAAUUAUGCCUGGAUGACGUUCUUUAUGCACGAACUACCUGUAAAUUAAAAACUGAUAAUGUAUUUUGGGGGGAGCACUUUGAAUUUAAUAACCUCCCAUCGCUCAAAAACAUUACAGUGCACUUAUACAAAGAGACUGACAAGAAGAAAAAGAAGGACAAGACCAAUUUCAUUGGGCAAGUGAACAUCCCCGUCAGCUCCGUCACGGGCCGGCAGUUUGUAGAGAAGUGGUACCCAGUGGUGAGCCCCAACCCCGGGAAGGGCAAGUCCCCGGGGCCCAUGAUCCGCAUCAAGUCCCGCUACCAGAGCAUGAGCAUUCUUCCCAUGGAGAUGUACAAGGAGUUUGCUGAGUACAUCACUAACAAUUACAUGGUGCUGUGCUCGGUGCUGGAGCCCUCGCUGAGCGUGAAGAACAAAGAGGAGAUGGCGUCUGCGCUGGUGCACAUCCUGCAGAGCACAGGCAAGGCCAAGGAUUUCUUGACUGACCUGAUGAUGUCUGAAGUUGAUCGCUGUGGUGAGAAUGAGCAUCUCAUUUUCAGGGAGAAUACACUGGCCACCAAAGCAAUUGAAGAAUACCUGAAGCUGGUGGGGCAGAAAUACUUGCAAGAUGCCUUAGGGGAAUUUAUCAAGGCACUGUAUGAAUCAGAUGAAAAUUGUGAGGUGGAUCCCAGCAAGUGUUCAUCUUCAGACCUUCCUGAACAUCAGAGCAACCUGAAGAUGUGCUGCGAGCUGGCCUUCUGCAAGAUCAUCAACUCCUACUGUGUCUUCCCAAGGGAACUCAAGGAAGUUUUUGCCUCAUGGAGACAAGAAUGCAGCAACCGAGGCCGCCCAGACAUCAGCGAGCGACUGAUCAGUGCCUCCCUGUUCCUCCGGUUCCUCUGUCCGGCCAUCAUGUCCCCGUCCCUCUUCAGCCUCCUGCAGGAGUACCCGGACGACCGCACUGCACGCACUUUGACCCUCAUUGCCAAGGUCACCCAGAACCUGGCCAACUUUGCCAAGUUUGGCAGCAAAGAGGAAUACAUGUCCUUCAUGAAUCAGUUCUUGGAACAUGAAUGGACUAACAUGCAGAGAUUUCUCCUGGAGAUUUCCAAUCCCGAAACCAUCUCGAACACAGCUGGCUUUGAAGGCUACAUUGACCUGGGCCGGGAACUGUCCACUUUGCACUCACUGCUCUGGGAAGUCAUUUCUCAGCUGGAGCAGGGCAUUGCAGCAAAACUCGGGCCUCUGCCUCGGAUCCUGAGGGAUGUCAACUCUGCGCUCAGCAACCCGGCCUGCGUGCAGGUCUCGGUCACAGCCGAUCACGCCGCGUCCACGCCCGGCGCUGGCAACAGCAUCUCUGCAGGGCUGCAGAAAAUGGUGAUAGAGAAUGACUUAUCUGGUCUGAUAGAUUUCACACGGUUACCAUCUCCAACCCCUGAAAACAAGGACUUGUUUUUUGUCACAAGGUCUGCCGGGGCCCAACCCUCACCGGCCCGAAGCUCCAGUUACUCAGAGGCCAAUGAGCCCGACGUGCAGAUGUCUAAUGGCAGCAAGAGUUUGUCCAUGGUGGACUUGCAGGACAAUCGGCUCUUGGACAGUGGGGCCAGCGUGCCUGGCACGGCCGAGUCCCUCAAUGACAGUCAGUCGUCCCUGGGGCAGCUGCAGGGCGUGUGGGCCGCGCGGACUCAGCAGAGCAGCGUGACGGGCAUGGCCACGGUGCGCCGGGUGGGCCAGACGCCCACCACGCCCAGCGGCGAGAGCGCGCCCGGCCGGCCUCAGCUCCUGGCGCCCCUCUCCUUCCAGAACCCCGUCUACCAGAUGGCGGCCGGGCUGCCCUUGUCCCCCCGCGGCCUGGGCGACUCCAGCUCCGAGUGCCACAGCUCGCUCAGCUCCCACAGCAACAGCGAGGAGCUGACGGCCAACAAACACGGCUUCGCUGCCCCCGAGGACUUCGCCCGCCGGCCAGGGGAGCUGGCCCGCCGGCAGCUCUCGCUGACGGAGAAGGGCGGCCAGCCCACGGUGCCGCGGCAGAACAGCGCGGGCCCGCAGCGGCGGAUCGACCAGCCGCCCCCGCCGCCGCCGCCCGCCAGCCGGGGCCGCACGCCGCCCUCCCUGCUCAGCGCCGGGCAGUACCCGCGGCCUUCCAGCGGCAGCAUCAUGUCCUCCUCGCCCGACUGGCCGGGCAGCGGGACCCGGCUCCGGCAGCAGUCCUCCUCCUCCAAGGGCGACAGUCCUGAGAUGAAGCAGCGCACGAUGCACAAACAGGCCCCUUCUCCUGUGAACCCCAAUGCCCUGGACCGCACUGCUGCUUGGCUUUUGAAUAUGAACAUGCAGUUUUUAGAAGAUGAAAGCAUUGACCCAGAUUCCAAGCACAGGGAUAAGCUCAGGAAUAAGGACGAGCUCAGCCAAGCAGAAAAGUACCAGCAGGACCUAGUGGUGCUGCAGGACAAGCUUCGCAUCUCCAACAAGAAGCUGGAGGAAUAUGAGACUCGCUUCAAGUGCCAGGAGGAGACAACACAGAAGCUGAUGCUGGAGUACCAGGCCAGGCUGGAGGAGAGCGAGGAGCGGCUCCGCAGGCAGCAGGAGGACAAGGAGAUCCAGAUGAAGGGCAUCAUCAGCAGGUUGAUGUCAGUUGAGGAGGAGUUAAAGAAGGAUCAUGCAGAAAUGCAGGCUGCUGUGGACUCCAAGCAGAAGAUUAUUGAUGCACAGGAGAAACGCAUCGCUUCCCUGGACGCUGCCAACGCACGGUUAAUGAGUGCCCUAACGCAGCUGAAAGAGAGGUACAGCAUGCAGACACGUAAUGGGAUCUCCCCCACAAACCCAACCAAAUUGCAGAUUACAGAGAAUGGAGAAUUCAGAAACAGCAGUAAUUGUUAACCUGCCGAGGGCGCUGCCGCGGGAGGAGGCCCGGGGACCGUGCAGCAGGCGAGAGCCGCGGCUUCCGAGAACGGCUGCUCCCUCCUGAGACACCAGCUCCCUGCUGCGGACCGCGCCUGACUCAGCCCUGGUGGGAGAUGCUAAUGCCAGCACGUUGAGGGGACAGAGAUCCAGAGUGAGAGGAGUGGCAUAAGGAAAUAACAGCUAUUUGAGAAGCGCUGUCACUGUUGGAUUCGAAUCAGUGUUUUAAUGUUUAAACAAAAGUAACCUUUUCCUUCUAAACUGCCCAAAGGAUCUGUCUCACCCCUCCCAGCAAGGAAUAAGGUCCUUGUCACUGCAGUAAGCAAAAUAAAGGGAGCUGGGCAGAGCCUGCAGCAGGCAGAGGCCCAGGCAGUCCAGUGAAAGGGUGCUGCUGGAUGCAGCAGCAGGAGGGAUGGCAGCCAAACCUGGCCUGCUCCUGUGCCCCCCCCGGAGCACAGCCCUCUCCCCUCUGUGGCAUUUGUGAGGCCACUGACUUCUACAGCAGGUGACUGUAGCUCAUUACUGUUUAAUUAACUCCACCCAUUGAGGGAGCACAGUCCCUAUGAAAGGUCAGGGUGCCACUGUGACCCAGGGGGAGCUACGUGGGGGACCACAGUGGCAGAGGAGUGGAGAAGGGCAGGGCUGGCUCUGCUGGGUGUCAGGACAGCCCAUGGGAGCAGAGCAAGCCCAAGGCUCUGGCAGGCAGGUGGAGGAAGGAGCUGGUCAGUGGUGACUUGAUUCCUCUCUCCAGCUUCUGCUUCAUAGGGAAGAGUCUUCAUAAGCAGUAAGCCCCCAGGGCACUAUCCCCACACACACACACACACUUCCAGCCCCAGAAUAAAGCAGAUGUUGCCUGAGCUUGGUCCACAAGCUGUGAACAAGGUGCAGGGGCUGGAGUUCCUGGUGCCCACUGUGGUAGAGGGGGAGUGAGGGGCCACAGCCAGCUCCUUGCUUGACAGAGGGGUCGUUGUGGGGAUGUCAUGCUCUGUGCAGACAUUUGUACUAUUUCUGGGGAGAAAAACAGACAAACAAGAAAAAGCCCUGAAGAACCAUGAAGAUUGGUAAUUGUAUUUCUUUUCUUUCACAGUAUGCAUUAGAAAAAAAAAGAUCCCAUUUUCUGGAAUACUGUCCUCUUUAAAUUGGGAAUGAGCACUGCAUGGAAAUUAACCGGCUCGAAGAAUGUAAAACAUGGUCAUAAGGGAGUAACCAACAGGAACAGCAGCCACCAGCGAAAGCCCCCUUGUCAGGAGCUCUGUGCAGGCAUAAGCCAGGAUUAGACUUUCCUGACUGCUGAAACGCAGCUCGGCACAGCCAGACACGUUGUGCUCAGCAGAGGGGUCACCUCCUUAACGGGGGCUGGUGCCGCUGCCCUCCCGCCACGGUGUUUGUUGCUCUGUCUUUUUUUAAGUUAGUCCUUCACAGCUCCCAGUCUCAGAGCAGGUCCCUCGUACCAAGGGCCAGAGAUUUCUCUGAGAUACGGCUGACAGUGUACAGUGUACAGGACAUCUGCCUAUUCCUCCCACUAAAGUUUAAUGCACUGCUCAACGCCUGUCCUAGCUCCUCCUGCCAUGUGUAAAUGUACAAAGGGACUAGGAUGUCCACGGGGCUCUGCACAGCGUAGGUUCCAUCUCCAGCCUCACCCCACCUAGGCUGCCUGAGCAGGACACUUUGCCAGUAAGCACUGCAUUGCCAGGCUGCCCUGCAGCCCUGAGGCUCCCUAACAGCAUUCUUCCACAUGCAAUUAUUUUCAAAAGUAAAGAUUUUUUUGUAUUAUUAUUAUUUUUUCCUAAACGUUUUUCUAUUCCCUGGAAGCCCUGGGCCAAGCCCGGUGCAGCCUGGUCCUGGGAGGAGCCACCGUGGUGCACUGAGGCCUCCACAGCCAGCAACGCCUGCAGAGCGGGGCAGUCACACCGCAGACCCCUGACGGAGCUCCUCUGAGCAAAGUAAUAACUAUUUAUGACAAGUACAGUCACCUUUGCAUUUUGGAGACUAGCACAGAUGGCUUUGAAGAACCUCACAAAACUGACAAGGUUACAACUGGAGAAAGACCCAGACAGGUUAGGAGCACCCAGGGUACUGAGGGCCAUUGGGUACGUACACUGACACCUGCCACCGGCUCAGAGUCAGACCCAGUAUAAGAACCCUGCAAAAAAAAAAAAAAGACUACUUUAAACUGCUGUUGCCCUGGGAUGUGUGUUUAGAGCUGAUUGUUUUUGAGUUCCAAAAUAUUUGUGUUGUGAGACACGGAAGUUUUUCAAGAGAGAAGGAACCUAGAGGAAUGGAAAUACUAAGGGCACGGGGCGGGGGCCCCACCAGCAGCGUUUCCAUUCCUACACAGUAAUUUUGGGAUGCAGUCAGUGCUCUCCAUAAAAGCUGGAAAAAAGAAACACCCACAAAACAAUUGUUUAGUACUGAAGCUAAGCACAGUACAGCUUAAUCUUCUCAACCACAAGCCAAGGCGCUGCUCCCCCCCCCUCACCCUGAUCUGUCUGAAACUCCUGGUUAACCUCAAACUUGCAAUUACUGAACACACAUUGUUCUGCUGAAAUAGCAGGAAUGCUCAAAUCCUUCCACAGAGAGUUAUUAAAGUCUUAGCCGUUCCAGUGCCAACACCUGCUGGAGUUGUUGCUUAGUUUCCUGAGCCAGUAUGCAAAGAAAUUAAAAAUCAGGCUAAAGUCUCAUUACAGUAAUGAUUCCCCCGACCCACUCCUUUUCCCCAAUUCGUUCCCCACAACUGUCAACAACUGGACCUACUCGUGACCCUCCCCUAAGAAGCUUUGGGGGUAGGUUUAAAGAUCCAGGCUGAGUUCAGUUCUGUUACUUCAGUUUGUGUUUCUGUUAUUUAUAAACUGUAUGUGUGUGUGUGUAUGUGCACGUGUGUGUGUGUGUGUGUGUGUGUGUGAGCAAGGGAGCCAGCGUGAGCUCCCAUGGCCGGGUUCCCUGAGGUGGCCUCAGCCCUGGUACCUGGCGUAGCAAAUCCACCCCAGAGGUGCCUCUGGCCCCAGAGCAAAGCAACCACUGCCCGUAGCGUUUGGGAGCGGCUCCGUUUUCCUCUGUGUUCACACGCUUUCCCCAGUGAGAGGUUGUGCUGCAAACACCUCCAAGUGUGAACAAAAGGAAAACACACACAGAUUUUUAUCUUAAUACAAGUCUUAACUUUUUUUUUUUUUUUUUUGGUAAAUGUUUUCAGUGUUUACUGUAACGUAUCUAUCUCACUAACAGGUGUAUAUAGUAACUUACUUCUGGUGCUGCUUAUUGGGUCAGGAUUGGCUGUAUCUCACUGCUGUUUUGCAGAGCUGGACCCAAACUACCAAAUCUGGAUCCAGACACAGAUUAUGAUUUCAGCCUCCUCCCUUUGGGGAUCUGAGGGAAGAGAGAGAAGCCUGGGAUCCAGAUUUGGUGUUGGUCCUCCUCAAGGAUUCUGUUUUAAGAGUUUAAUUUGGGGUUUUAUUGAACUGUAGUGAACACUGCUGAGAAAUGAGCAAAGUUUUGUGUAAAGGGGGAUGAAAUGGACUGAACCGUAUCCCAAGGUCUCUGUGGACUGUAAGUAUCACUUAUGGCUUCAGUGCCAAAAGACUGGAGGGACCCAAGUCCUUCCCCAGCCCAACAAAUACUACAGUGUGGUCACCAGCCCCUUUUGCACCCGUUUAAGCAAAUCCUGCUGCCAUCCAAAGAGUCCUGUGUCACUGCAUUGUCAUUCGAGUCCCGUUGGUUUUUGUUUCCUACUUUUGCAGUUGUAAAGCACUGAUUGCACUGUGAGGACACCUGAAUCCUGGCAGCCAGCCCCAGAGGUUGCUGCAGGGUACAGGAUACAGGUUUUGCUACUACAGAUAUUCCUAAAGGGAAAAGGGAUUUGGUGGACCUCAGCAAGGCACCACAGGCUCUCCUAGGAAAGCAAUCAGCAAGCAAUGAAUCCUUUCCAAAGUUCAGUGCUCUUAGGCCUUCUCUGCUACUGUUGUCCAUACCCAAAUGCAACAGAAACCACAGCAAGGUCUUUUCUGAUGAACAGGGGGGGAUUUUUAGUCCCAGGAGAUGAAAGAUGCACUGAUGUGUUUGUCCAGGACAGCCCCAAAGUGCAGCUCAUUGAGCUGCAGAGGACUCAUUUCCCCGCCAUCCCAGUGCAGGGGGAGAAGCCCCUGGGAGACACCUCUGCCAGCAGCACCUGUGACCAGCAGUGCCAGCAGCUCUGCCAAGGUCCCUGCCCCGUCCCCAAUACACCUGGAGAGCAUGAAGCAAAAACUCCAAAGGGAAGAACAGUGCCCUUUGCCCCUGUCCCUGGGCUGGAGGGCUCCCAGGCAGCUCCAUCCUUCCCACCCGCCAUGGCUUGGGGUCAACCCUUCCUCAACAGCUUGUGGCCAGAGCAAGCCAGGCCAGUACUGAGACCUGGUGUGGUCACGGCUACCAUGAGAUCCCUGAACCAGCCCUGACUGGAGGGCAGUUUCAGAGCAGAUAGCUCAGCCACAAGGCUUGGACAUGAGGCACCAUCCCAGCUGUGAGAGCCACCAAGCCCUGCUGACCCUGCAUGGGCAACUGCUGCCUUUUUCUUUUCCCCUGGAGGAGAAUCUCAGAUGUGGGGAGAGGGAGGACAACAGCAGCAUGCCCACAUGCAGCUCACAGGCUUUACAAACCAAAUCCAGUCACGAGGGCCUUGCACAACAUUCAGAAACAACCAGGCUUUGAACAAGAGCAUCAUGUUCAAGCAUUGACUAUCCCAGAUCACCCAAACUGUGACCCUGCUGUAAAUGCCAUGUGGUUCUGCAUCAGCUCCCAAUACUCCUGAGUGCAGUCUCCAUGUUCACAUAAUCCUUUAUCAUACAUCACUGUGUCUUAAGAUAUACCUCUCUCUGUAUAUCUGCUUAGGCUGAUACUUGUUCCUGAUAAGCAGUCGCUAUGUUUUAUAUCCUCUUAUAAAGAAAAACACAUUUUUUUGUAAGUAUGUUUAAAAAAAAAAACAACAAAGUGGAAGUGUGUGCUGAAUCUUCUUCAGCUCCUUUUAAACUAUGUAAUAAUGUACAGAGAAAGUUGUUGGUGUUCCAAGAAAUGAUGUGACUGUGCAAUUUAUGUACAUUUGCAAUUAGAAAUAUUAAAGAUUUAUUUAGAUAUUUUA
Apus apus (common swift) is the source of this 9060-nucleotide messenger RNA. It is a transcript of the gene DAB2IP, whose product is annotated as DAB2 interacting protein. The coding region runs from base 240 to 3932 and encodes 1230 amino acids. Lineage: Eukaryota; Metazoa; Chordata; Aves; Apodiformes; Apodidae. Gene Ontology annotation, biological process: regulation of GTPase activity. The record is from RefSeq and is a predicted model, not a curated record. The transcript has 17 exons.